CUUUUUUUUACUGCUGCUUUUGUGGGUACGCGUGUGCCUGUGGGGUUUGUGUGUUAUUGCUACGCGCGGCGGCGGCGUGAAGUGGGUGUAUGUUACGGCUGGCCGCCGCCGGGUCAGAGCCGAGCGCGCGCAUCAAUGCAUGCAGCGACAGCGUGCAGGCGGUUUUGAGGCGCCUCGGCGACGCACAGCAGCGCAAUGCACGAAUCAAGUGUGCGCGGCUACGGCCGUGCCGUGCGGCCCGAUUAUUGAUCCUCGCAGUGGGUGCCACGCGUCGACCCGAGUGCGGUUAUGCGCGGCGUCCGCUGGCGAAGGUGUGCUGGCAGGGUUGGACGCGGCUUUGUACGGUUUUUGAGGCAACCGGGAUGCUCCUGCGUUGCACAAUUGCUACGCGUGGCUCACUGCGAGGUCGAGUCUCGGCAAAAUCGCUCAAGCCCUCGGGUUUCGUUUCGUCGAUCGCAAUAGUCCUGAGUCGGGGAUCACAAGGCUCCGAGCGGCCCAUAGCGACUAAUACACGGCGUGGAAGAAAACCCGGCACCUCCAGCUGGAGCCUCGAGAGAGAGCCGGCUCCCCCAGACGCGUCGUUGGGGCUGCUGCCCCAAAGGAGCUACAAAUGAUCCUCACACAGUGCGCCGUCUGCGCCACCGAGCUUGGCUUAAGCUUGGGUAAGAAAUGCGGCCGCUGCAGCACACGCUACUGUGGGGCAGCCUGCCAGGUGCAGCACUGGAAAGAAGGCGGGCACGACCAGCUCUGUAAGAAAAUAAAAAAGGCAGGCGGCGCCGAGCAGUACACUGCGAAUCAGAAUUACACGAAAACCGUAUCGGUCGCGGUCGAGAAGUGCGCCGAAGACACCAAGGGCCAGACGUGCUACAUCUGCACGCAGGCCCUCCAUUGGAAGACGAAGGAGGGCCUCGUGCGUAUGUGCUCCUGCCGCGGAACGUCGGGGUUUGCGCAUGUGUCGUGCUUGGCGGAAGAGGCGAGGAUUCUGGUGGCGGAGGCCGAGGAGAACAACUUGCGCGGCAAGGUGUUUGAUGAGAGAUGGGUGCGGUGGAACAAUUGUGGCCUGUGCAAGCAAGAGUACCACGGCGUCGUGUACUGCGCGCUCGGGUGGGCAUGCUGGAAGACUUACGUGGGUCGGCCGGAGGCCAACGUGUUACGGAUGCACUCUAUGACAACGCUCGGAAACGGACUUCGCGCGGCCAGUCAGAACAGGGAACGGCUUGGACUCCUCGAGUCCCAGUUUGCCUUGAUGCAAAGAAGUCGUGUUAACCGCGAAGCGAUUCUGGCCGCUCAGGGGAAUAUGGCGAACUGCUUGGAAGAUCUCGGACGUAUUGAAGAUGCCAUUGAACUAUCAGUCCAAGUCCACAGCGGCAUGAAAGCCCUUAGAGGUAAUAGACAUACAAAUACGAUAAUCUGCGGUUUAAACUUGGCUGCUUCUCUGCAAAGCAAAGGAAGGACCACCGAAGCUCAAUCUCUCGCUGCCGAAUACCUUCCGAUUUCAGAGAGCGUAUUCGGACCCCUCGACGUUAAUACACUGGGACUACGCAGCACUUAUUUACGGGCCCGGUGUAGGGACCCUGACAUAUCCCUAGAUGACUGGCGCAAAGCUGUGUCGUCGAUGGACGACCUCUAUCGAACAGCAGUCAAAGUCCUCGGAACCCAGCACCCGUUGACGGUGCAAUGCAAGGAUGACGGAGAGGCGUCCCAAAAGGCGCUCGCCGAAAUCGAUGCGCAGGCUAGCCUAGAAGCACUCGCAUUGUAGGAACUAAAAUUUAAAACAACCGUUAAAAUUAAACAUCAU
This is a messenger RNA of Pelagomonas calceolata, 1798 nucleotides long. NCBI's taxonomy places the organism in Eukaryota, Pelagophyceae, Pelagomonadales, Pelagomonadaceae. The record is from the annotation of a GenBank genome assembly.